AUGGACGCCGUCGCAAUCCAAGAUGCCAACAAGAUCAGAGUCGCCAUGGGCCUUGCGCCGUUGCCCGUACCCGGCGAAGAUGGUCUUCAGUUCAAGUCAAAAGACGCUGGCGAAGAAUCAGAUCCAGACGAUAUGAGCACUCUCGAAAAGCGCCAAGCAGCUGCAGGCGACAACUGGAAGAAGCUGCAAGACGAGGAAAAGGCAAGACAAGAGCGUCUGGCGCGCAAGGAAGCCAUCAAGAGAGCCCGCGAUCUCGAACUACGGAACGCAAAGUUGGAAGGCACGGGUUUGGGAGAUGCAGAAGAGGCAGACAUGGACACAAAAACUUGGCUGUUGCAACAAAAGAAGCGUCAAAAGAAGAUCGAAAAGGCGAGAAAGUACGAGGAAGAGCAAGCUGAACUCGAGCGUCAGGCACAAGCAGAGUAUUCGGCCAAGGAUCUGGCUGGUGUCAAGGUUGCACACGAGCUAGAUCAGUUUGACGCCGAGGGCGAGCAAAUCCUGACACUCAAAGAUGCUGUCAUUGGCGAUGAGAGUGAGGAUGACGAGCUGGAAAACCUGGAUCUGCGCGCAAAAGAACAACUACAAGAAAAGCUGGAGCGCAAGAAGAACAAGCCUGUCUACAACCCCAAUGACAUGGAUGAUGGAAACCGUUCGAUUCUCGCGCAUUACGAUGAAGAAAUUGAGGGCAAAAAGAAGAAGGCAUUUACUCUGGACACAUCUGGUGCAGUCGAUCAAGCUGCUGUUGCUGCUAAAAGGGAAGCUGCAGAAGCAGAGCGUAUUGGUGUCAAAGGCAUCAAGUUUAGUCUGGACGAGCUCAAGGACGACACUCCCAUUUCAGAUUACCAAGAUCCUUCGACCGCCAAAAUCCGCAAGCCCAAGAAGCCGAAGAAGGCCAAAACGACCCGUACAAAGGCCGCUGACGAUGAUGACAUUUUCCCCCUACCUACACAACAACCUUCUGGAGACCAAAUGGAUGUUGAUGGUCAACCGUCAUCAAACGGUGCUGCUAAGAAACGCACUUUCGAGACCUUUGACGACGAUGACCUACAAGCGAAGCUGGCGGAACAACGUCGUCAAGCAUUGAAGAAGCGUAAGAAGACUGAUGCUGCUGAGCUGGCUCGCCGCAUUCGCGAAGAAGAAUCUGCAACACCUAUGAACACUGCCGAAGAUGAUGAAGAGCCCGGUCUUGUCAUCGAUGAAACUACCGAGUUCGUCUCCAACUUGAGACGUCCACAAUCACCAGAUUCGGCGGAUGAGCGCCGCCGUAGAGCAACCUCAACACCUGCUGCCAGAGUCAUGGAUGAAGACGAAACCAUGCAAGAAUCAUACGCUGCAGUCGAAGACGAAGAAGACGCUCGUGCUCGCCGCGAAGCCGAGGAACGUGAAUCAGUCGCUCCACCAGCAAUGACAUCUACAGGUUUCGAAGAGGAAGAGAAUACAAUGACUGGAGCUGGAGGAAUCCUUAACAUGCUUCGCAAACGAGGUCUCGUCCAGGACAGUGACGCCGACAAAGCCAACGCAGCUGUUCGCGCACAACAACAAUUCCUUGCCGAGAACCAAGCUCUUGUCGACGAAUACGAUCGCAAAACAAAGGAAGAGCGUGAAAAGGACCGCAAAUCUGGUCGUUGGGAUCGCAUGUCCCACCGCGAGCGUGAGAACUAUCAACGUCAACAGAAUGAGCAAAGAGAUGCCUAUCUUGCACAACUACAAGCCGAACAUUUCAAGCGUUCAUACAAGCCUAAUGUCCAGCUUCGUUACAAUGAUGAAGAUGGUCGUGAAAUGAACCAGAAGGAGGCGUUCAAGCAUCUCAGUCAUAGAUUCCACGGUAAAGGCAGUGGUAAACAAAAGACCGAAAAGCGUAUGAAGAAGAAACAGGAAGAGGAUGAGAGGCAGAGGAAGUCGCUGCUGGGCUUUACUGGUGCCAACGAGGCUGUCGGCGCAACGGCAAAGAAGAACAGACAGGCGGGUGUGAGAUUGCAAUGA
Molecule: messenger RNA, 1983 nt
Organism: Aureobasidium melanogenum CBS 110374
Lineage: Eukaryota; Fungi; Ascomycota; Dothideomycetes; Dothideales; Saccotheciaceae
Exons: 1
Coding region: 1-1983 (660 amino acids)
Biological process (GO): mRNA cis splicing, via spliceosome; maturation of 5S rRNA
Cellular component (GO): U4/U6 x U5 tri-snRNP complex
Source: RefSeq, a predicted model, not a curated record